Helobdella robusta is the source of this 993-nucleotide messenger RNA. RefSeq lists its product as hypothetical. Bases 1 to 993 code for a protein of 330 amino acids. Gene Ontology annotation, molecular function: cysteine-type endopeptidase activity. The transcript has 6 exons. Gene Ontology annotation, biological process: regulation of apoptotic process; proteolysis. NCBI's taxonomy places the organism in Eukaryota, Metazoa, Annelida, Clitellata, Rhynchobdellida, Glossiphoniidae. The record is from RefSeq and is a predicted model, not a curated record.
AUGAGGCAGAUUGGAUAUCUGCUGGAUUUGCUGCCCAGGAGAGGGCCCAAAGCGUAUGAAGGUUUUAUCCAAGCUCUCCAAUCAACAGGCCAAACUCAUGCUAUUGAAAUUCUCGAACCUGAUCCGAAACCUCUCUGGGGAGACGAACAGGCAAAAGCUAUUGCCGGCAAAAUUAGUAAUUAUUGUUCAGUCUCUGUUUUUAUGCAAACUACUUUUGUUGACGGUGAACUUGAGUUGAUCAACAAUGAUUAUCUGAUGAAAAAAAGCAAGUAUUCAACACUCAACUACGCGUUGCAAUGUAUUUAUCCAGUGAACAAGAAUUACAAAAAUCGUGUUGUCAUAAUCAACAUCAAUUUUGAUAAUGGGAAUAAGGCUAGAAGGGAUGGCUCAGAAAAAGAUUUUGAAAACUUGAAAGAAUUGUUCGGUCUCAUGAAAUAUGAUGUCAUUGGCAAAACUGAACUGUCAAAAAAAGAAAUGGAUGAAUUUAUUGUAGAAGAGCGUUCAUAUUUGAACACUUCGAAUGAAAGCCACAACGUAUGGAUUAUGAUAAUUAUGAGCCACGGCACGAUUGGAGGUUGCUACGAUGCAGAUGGAAGACUUCAUGCAUUCUCUGAUAUCGUCAAUAACUUUGAUGGCGUCAAUUGUCCUGGUCUGAAGGGAGUUCCGAAAAUUUUCAUCUUUCAAUGUUGUCUUGGCAAUAAAAAAUCCUAUCCAUGUGGAACAUUGUUUAAUAAGUGUGAAUCAGCCAGUGCCGACUACGAGUCAAGCUGUACCACUGCCAUCCCUCCUAUUAAUGACAGACACGACAAAGCAGACGUCAUUAGACUUUUCAGUACAGUUGAAGAAUACGUGUCAAUAAGAAACCCAGAAUUAGGGUGCAUCUACAUAUCGGCCUUCAUCUACGUUCUCUCGAACAUGUGCAGGCACGAAAAUCUUCAAACAAUGAUUCUGCGUGUUAGCUUUCAUUCUACUCUUGUUCAGAUCAUUAAGUGA